Molecule: messenger RNA, 4031 nt
Organism: Centropristis striata (black sea bass)
Lineage: Eukaryota; Metazoa; Chordata; Actinopteri; Perciformes; Serranidae
Product: cGMP-dependent protein kinase 1-like
Exons: 21
Coding region: 263-2368 (701 amino acids)
Biological process (GO): protein phosphorylation
Molecular function (GO): ATP binding; cGMP-dependent protein kinase activity
Source: RefSeq, a predicted model, not a curated record
UGUAGGAGCGCUGUCAAACCCAGCUGAGCGCAUCGAUUCGCGUGGAGGAGCUCCGUCCUGAAGCCGCUCAGUCCGUCAGACUUCAGCCCGCUGAGGAGGAGGAGGACCAGGAGCCAUGACAUCACCCAUUUAUUUGUUUUAAAUAAGAAGAUCCGGAUUCAAACCGAGCCGGACCGGACCGGACCGGACCGGACCGGGUCUCUGAUCCCUCCAGCAGGACUCAGCAGCGUUUUAACGAUCCGGACUUCACACGGAAAAAGUGAUGUCGGUGUCUAAGAGCUCGGGGACUCUGCGGGACCUGCAGCUGGCUCUGCAGCUGAAGAUCGAGGAGCUCCGUCAGAGAGACUGUCUGAUCGAUGAGCUGGAGCUGGAGCUGGACACCAAAGACGACCUGAUCCGCCAGCUGCAGGUGGAGCUGGACCGCCACCGCAGCGCCUCGCAGCACGCCGCCACCGCCACCGAGACCGAGACCGCCAGCACAGGAGUGGUGGUUCAGGCUGCAGCAGCUCCUGACGAGCAUCAGCGCACUAAGAGACAGGCCAUCUCUGCAGAGCCGACAGCACUAGACCCGUCGCAGCUCACAGACGUUACACUGAAGAGCUACUGCAAGACCAAAGAGUCCAGUGAGCUGAUCCAGAGAGCUCUAAUGGACAACGACUUCAUGAAACAUCUGGAACACGGACAGAUUCUCACCAUCAUGGACUGCAUGCAUCCCACCAGUCUGACCAAAGGCUGCUGCGUCAUCCAGGAAGGCGAUGACGGCUCCACAGUCUACGUUAUGGAGGAGGGAUUGGUCGAGGUGAGUAAACAAGGGAAGAAAGUGUGCACCAUCGGCCCGGGGAAAGUGUUCGGAGAGCUGGCCAUCCUGUAUAACUGCACCCGCACAGCCACUGUCACAGCUCUGACCGACAUCAAGCUCUGGGCGAUUGACCGUCAGGGCUUCCAGACCAUCAUGAUGAGGACGGGCCUCAUCAAACACUCCCAGUACACAGACUUCCUCCGCAGCGUUCCCUCCUUUCAGUCUCUACCUGAGGACAUUCUCAGCAAACUGGCUGAUGUUUUGGAGGAGACUCAUUACAGCGACUGUGAUUACAUUAUCCGUCAGGGAGCCACCGGAGACACAUUCUUCAUCAUCAGCGAAGGACAGGUAAAAGUCUCUCAGCAGAACUCACCGAGUGACGAGCAGGUGACGGUGAAGACGCUGGCCAAAGGAGACUGGUUCGGAGAGCAGGCCUUGAAAGGCGAGGACGUCCGGACGGCCAGCGUCACCGCCGUGGGAGACGUCACAUGUCUGGUCAUCGACAGAGAGUCCUUCAAGCAGCUGAUCGGAGGACUGGAUGAUGUCAACAACAAGCAGUACGACAGCGACGAGGUCAAGGCCAAACUGCAGGCGGAGGCAGACUUCUUCUCCAGUGUGUCACUGAGUGAUCUGAACAUUAUCUGCACUCUGGGGAUGGGAGGCUUCAGUCGAGUGGAGCUGGUGCAGCUAAAGAACGAUCCCAACCGAUCGUUUGCCCUCAAAGUGUUGAAGAAGCGCCACAUCAUGGACACCAGCCAGCAGGGCCACAUCCUGUCGGAGCGCCGCAUCAUGAUGGAGGCUCACAGCCCCUUCAUCAUCAGGUUGUACCGGACUUUCAGAGACUCCAAGUACCUCUACAUGCUGCUGGAGGUUUGUCUCGGAGGAGAGCUGUGGACGCUGCUGCGAGACAGGGGAUCAUUUGAUGACGGCACCACUCGCUUCUACACCGGCUGCGUCAUUGAGGCUCUGGCCUUCAUUCACUCCAGAGGGAUCAUCUUCAGAGACCUCAAACCUGAGAACAUCAUCCUGGACCACCGAGGAUACGCCAAGCUGGUGGACUUCGGCUUUGCUAAGAAAGUGGGUCUGGGUAAGAAGACGUGGACUUUCUGUGGGACUCCUGAGUAUGUGGCCCCUGAGAUCAUCCUCAACAAAGGACACGACAGCUCGGCCGACUGCUGGUCUCUGGGAAUACUGGUCUUUGAGCUGCUCAGCGGCAGUCCUCCAUUUUCAGGCUCAGACCCCAUGAAGACUUACAACAUCAUCCUGAGAGGCAUCGACAUGAUCGAGUUUCCCAAGAAGAUCACGAAGAGUGCUGCUAACCUCAUCAAACGGCUCUGCAGGGACAACCCUUCAGAGAGGCUUGGGAACCAGAAGAAUGGAGUGAAGGACAUCCAGAAACACAAGUGGUUUGAAGGCUUCAACUGGGAAGGCCUCCGCCAGGGAACCAUAGCUUCUCCGUUCACGCCCACGGUGGACGGACCGUUGGACAACAGCAACUUCGACUAUUUCCCAGAAGACAUAGAAGACCCUCCUCCUGAUGAAGAGUCCGGUUGGGACCUUGAGUUUUAGCAAGAAACAGAGAGAGGAAGCGAAGCCAUAUCAGAAAGAGCUUUUUAUUUCUAUGAAUUGUUGUAUGGAAAAAUCAAAGGGCAGCGCAAAGACACUGCAAGCCAGUGGAAAAUUAAAAAUAUAUUGUAUAGGAUUAAAGGUACUGUUGAGAAAGAUUAUGAGGGUUCAAGAAUGAAACUAAAAUAUUUAAAGCAAGAAGUCAUACAUUAGAGUAAAAAGCUGUUAUAAUGUAUGAGGAAAAAAAUGUAAUAUGUUGGAAAUAUUCUUAAUAUAUCAAGAAUAAAGUCUAAGUCUUAAAAUCUGUAAUGCAUUAAGAAUAAAGUGGUACUAUCUGAAGAAAUAAAUGUGAAUAUGUUGAGAAUAGGGCUAGAGAAAAAGUUGAAUAAAACAUCAAUAGAGUGGUAUUUUUUUUUUUUAACCAAAAACAUUAAUAAUUUGAAAAUAAAGACAUAUUAUUUUGAAAAGAAGCCAUCGUAAAUAAAGUCAUACAUUUCAAGAAAAAAGUAGCAAUAUCUCCAGCAUAAAAUUGUAGAUUUUACAAAAAAUAAUUUGUUAAACUUUAAGAAAAAUGACUGUACUGUGGAAAAAACCUUGUGAUUUUAUCCUCUCAAAACAUUUUAAACAUCUAAGAAGAACCUGUUUUCCCAGAUGGAUCAUUAUUCAGUUCCAGCGUCCAUCGAAUAAAAAUUACUUCUUUUUUUAAAAUCAGGAUGCAACAUCCUACGAUUUGUAGAUUCAGUUUUCGGUCCGUACUUCUUUAAUUUAGUUUUCUUCUUUGCAAGUUUAAAACUUGUUCUGCAGUCCAUGCUAGGUGCCUUAAAGAAAUAGAUGCUUGCUUUCAUGUGGAGUGAGAUGAGAACAUCAACAUCCAUUCAUACUGACAGAGAGUUGUGCUGCCUUCAGGUACUCAUGCCUGCUGGGAUAUCAAAAUGACAUUUCGAGUCGAUUUAUUAUGAGCAAUAGAACCACAGGGGUAAAUAUGCCAGGGACAGAUGGGCUCCUCUAUAAUCCCCAAGUUACCAACAUCUGACAUUUAUGAGCAGAGGGAAGAAAAAUCUGGUCAGCAACCGACAGCAAAAGUAAGUCCUACAUUCUCCAAUUAUAUUUUCAAUUUAACGCUGUCACUCAUGAAACCUUUUUCCUUUUGUCCCCAAAGAGAGUAACGUUUUCUCUGAACUUGUUUGUCUGUGCUGAACCCCGUCCCUGAGCUGCCACUGUCUAAUCGGCCUUGUAUUUCCUGUUGAUACUCAGAAAGCAUCAGGAGGAUUGUGUCUUUCUUCAGGCUUCACAAAAUACAAUAAACUGUCUAAAAGAAGUUGUUGUGGCCACCAUGGCGCCACCCAUUCAUUUGUAGCCUUAAGUUUGGAAUUUUGCCUGUCGCCAUUGGGCUUUUUUGGAGCCAGAAGUGACCAUCACUUCUGGACAGUGGUGGAAGAAGUAUUCAUGUCCCUUACUUAAGUAAAAGUACUAAUACCACACUGCAGAAUUAUUCCACUACAAGUAAAAGUCCUGCAUUCAAAACUUACUGAAGUAAAAGUACAAAAGUAUCAACAUCAAAAUGUACUUAAAGUAUCAAAAGUAAAAGUACUCGUUAUGCAGAAUGGACCCACUCAGAUUGUUAAAUAUAUUCUAAAUAUAAUAUUAAAAAUUUGAGUGUGCUUGC